AUGCCAAAUAGAUUCGGUGACCUCUCCUUCUGCAUCCACACUCCAAAUCAAAUGGAGCAGCUACCCUGGUGCGACUGUUUAUGUCCUAGACUUGAGGGUUGUGAACUCUACCACUAUUGCCCCUGUGAUGCUAAUGCAGACGUCGCCCAGCACGGAAAGGGUGGUGCAAGGUUUAAGACCUGGAACUGUAUAUGAGGUUACGUUAAAAGUUUAUCAGAUUCUGUAUAAUCCUGCGUGUACAGUUACUGUGACGGCAAAAACUGUUCCUGGAACGUCUCAAAUCACAUUUUCCAGAGCAACUAACAGCUCAUCUUUGCAGUUUGAGUGGUCUCAAGUGAUCGGAGCAGACAGAUAUAUCUUAGUUGUGGAAGAGUUGAACAGCGAUCCUCUAAAGAGCUCUAAUUGGACUUUCACAUCUUUAAGUGGACAAGUGUCUGGUCUGUCCCCUGCGACUCGUUAUGCCAGUUAUAUUUACGCUGAAAACAGUGCAGGAAGAGGUGCCAAAAGUACCAUAAGGACCAUUGUAACAUUGGUGCAGCCACCUCUGGGUUUGACAGUGACCACGAAGACAGCCAGUUCUGUUCAAGUUCAGUGGAACCCCGUGGACAAAGUCUUACAGUACCUAGUGACUGUGAGAGACGCCAACAACCCCAACAGCCCGGCCAUCAAAAAUAUCUCGUCCACAUCUACAGAAUUCACAAGUCUGAAGCCCUGCUCCACGUUCACAGUGGAAGUAUCAUCAUACAACAUCUUCUUAGUGCCUGGAGAGCCAUCUAUUGUUACAUACACUACCUCCUCCAUCAACGCAGUAACUACAACCUCUACAGCCUACAACUGCACAAAUGGGUCUGUCACAGUUUCUUGGGAUGGGGUGUUUGGGGCCAGCUUGUACAGGGCCACAGCUGUUGAUGGCACAGGGGCCUCCUUGAACUGCACAUCAGCUUCCACCAGCUGUCAGAUCAGCAUGCUCACAUGUGGAGAGCGGUACCAGGUCCGAGUCACGGCCAUUUCUGGCAGCUGUGAAAGCACCUCCAACACCUCGGCCAUCUUUGAGACCGUGCCCUGUGCUCCGGCUAACCCUCAAACAGAACAUGUGUGCUUGUCUGACAUGAUCGUACUCAGCUGGCAGCCCACCAACAACACCAUCUACUACGAGGCGACGGCUGUGGACAGCAAAGGCAAAGCGAUCCUGUGCAGGACCCUGGACAGCACUUGUUUCUUCACCAACAUUGGCUGUGGUCAGCGUUACACAUACACAGUCCUUGCAGUGAGCUAUGAGUGCAGCAGUCAACCCAGCAUGCCAAAGGUCAUGCAGUCCUCUCCCUGUGAGCCAACAAACGUCAGGACAGCUGCUCACUGUGACACUGGAAAACUCAUCACAACCUGGGAGCCGUCUGCAGGAGCUCUUUUCUACAACGUGGAAGCCAUGGGGAACAACGGGGAACUGUACAAAUGCUCCUCCCCAAACAAUAGCUGUGAAAUUACCGGUGUACCGUGUGGCGAGUUUCUCAGCGUGUGGAUUGUUGCCUCCAAUGACAACUGCUCCACUGGCAAUGUGUUGGGACCAGCUGCUCAGACUAAUCCAUGUGUCCCCUCCAAUGUCGAGGUAUCAAAAACGUGCAGCCCAGAUUCUGCAACAGUCAACUGGCUGGCAAGCAAUGGAGCUAUUUUCUAUUAUGCCACUGCUCAAGAUGCAAAUGGAAACCCGCAUGAGUGCUUCUCACUGGGAACCAGCUGCUCAAUCAGUGGAUUAAAAUGUGGGCAAAAUUAUACAGCCAGCGUUAGUGGAAAUAAUUUUUAUUGCAACAGCACACAAAGCCAGGAGGUCGCGUUUACAACAGGACCCUGUGCUCCAGCCAACGUUGAAGCUUUCGCAGAAUGUGAUACCAAUCAUGCUGUGGUGAAUUGGCAGAACAACCAAAACUAUGGCCAUUACUCAGCAAUGAUAGAGGACGGGAGCGGAGCCAAGCUCACCUGCACCAGCGACAGAUUCAACUGCAGCAUCAGCCCUUUGCCCUGUGGAAAAAAGCUAAACGUUACCGUGACCUACACCAAUGGAAACUGCUCAUCCACAUCAACACCUGUUAGCAUGGACUCAGUCCCUUGUGCUCCAGAGGAUGUGAAGGUUAGUGUGAACUGCAGCACCGAGGAACUGACCAUCACCUGGAGCAGUUCAUCUCCUGCAGAGGAAUACUCUGCCAUCAUCUCUGGAGGAACAGGCCAGCCUUUGUACUGUAACUCCACAGACUCCCACUGUACUUUGAGGGGGUUGAGGUGUGGAAGCCGCUACAAUGUGACCGUUUCCUCUUUUAAUGGGUCGUGCUUAAGCCCACCGAGUUCAGAGGUCACGGCGUUAACAUCACCAUGUCCUCCCACCAACGUCUCAGCCAUGCACACCUGUGCUCCAGAUCCUGUUCCUGUGUCAUGGGCCGCCACUGGAAUAAACGCCAAACAGUAUACGGCUGUGGCUGUGAGCCACAGAGGUCACAAGUCUGAGUGCACAACUAAUCAAACCUCAUGCAGUCUGUCUGGGCUUCAGUGUGGGGAGACGUACUAUAUACAUGUUUCAGGAGCAAAUGACAACUGUUUCAGUCAAGACAGCAGCCCUGUCUCCCUGCACACAGAGCCGUGCCCUCCCUCCAACGUGACCAGCCAGCUGAUCAACGGAACAGCUCAUGUGACCUGGAGCCCUGGUGCCAACGCCGCCGGCUACAAUGUAAAAGCCACGAGCCACAGUCACAGCAUCACUUGCAGCAGCUUCACCUCCAACUGCACGCUCAGUGACCUGGUCUGCGGCCAGGACUAUUACAUUCGGGUAUCUGCCACGGAUGGGACAUGUGCUAGUAACUACAGCGCUCCCUUUGUGCAAAAUCAAGUGCCAUGCUCUACUUGGAAUUUCACCACAGACCUGAAAUGUGAGACCAAUGAGCUCCUGGUGAGCUGGAACGCUUCUUUCUCGCAGCUCAACUACAGUGUCACCGCUGCGCCAAUGGAUGGUAACAUCCCUCCAGUCACCUGCCAUACCAACAACGCCAGCUGUCUUCUUAGUGGCCUUCAGUGUGGACACUCUUACAACGUCUCCAUCAAAGUGUCUUCUGACACCUUCAGCGGACCCCCGAGCCCUUCACAGACAGUUAAAACAGCUCCAUGUUCUCCUACCAUCCAGAGUAGCACUCUGAUCUGUGGCAACAGUUCCUCUCUGGUGUCCUGGGCUUCAGUGUCUGACGCCAUGGGUUACAUAGUGAAGGCAAAAUCCACUAAAGGGCACCAGGUUUCCUGUAGCACCACCACCACAACCUCAUGCACCCUUACAAAUCUCUCAUGUAGUGAGACCUACGUGGCCAAGGUCACAGCCCAAGGACAGCAGUGUGACAGCGCUCCCGGCCCGAGCACCAACAUCACCACCACUCCAUGUCCUCCAGCUGUCAUAUCAAGGCAGUACAACUGUGGCACCAACACUGCAGUAUUCAGCCUUUCCAACCCAGUUGAAAAGCUCACCUUCCUUGCUCAGCUGGUUGGAGCCGGAUACAAGGACAGCUGCCUCACGAGCAAUGCCAGCUGUGUGUUCCAAAGCCUUCCAUGCGGCUUGGAUUUAAAUCUGACUGUGCAAAGUCAGGGAUCAGAGUGCAACAGCAGCAUUAGUGUCAGCGAACCCCUUCAAACAGCCCCCUGCCCUCCAGAGAAUGUGAGCGCCACAGUCCUGUGCUCCAAUCAUUCAGCACUGAUAACAUGGGUGGGGCGUCCUAAUGCCUUGGGGUACAAUGUGACAGCAAAAAGCCUGGGAGGCGACAUCCACAGCUGCCACACCAACACCAGCAGCUGUGAAGUGACAGACAUUAAGUGUGGGGAAACCUACAGCGUAGAAGUCACAGCGUACACACAGACGUGCACGGGAUCCCAGAGUCUACCUCACAGAUUUAGAGCAGGUGUUUGUCCUCCAAGUAACGUCACUGUGCUGGCGACUUGCGAGCCCAGAACCAUCUCAUGGUCAACUGCUACUUGGGCUGAAGCGUACAUUGCGACAGCCACAGCAGCAGAUGGACAUACUCAUACUUGUAGCUCAAACUAUUCAAACUCGUGCAAUUUCACUGAUCUUCACUGUGGAGAAACAUAUUCUGUCACGGUUGUAAGUGGGAAUGGGAGUUGCUGGAGCGAACCAAGUUCCCCGGUGCAGCUGAGAGCAGCUUUGUGUCCACAUGCCAACCUGACUGCCCACGUCAACUGCAACACCAGCAGAGUGGACCUCAUGUGGAGUUCAGUGGCAGCACCUUCCUAUGUCAUAAGGGUGGAAAAUAUUGGCGGUGUAGCCCUACCUGUAGACUACACCACGCCCAACAUUUAUCUUUCUCUAUCUAACCUGGCCUGUGGAGAAAGAUAUGCUUUCAGCCUAGCAGUUCAAGAUGGGAAUUGCCAAAGCAGCUUCAGCCCACCCAUUGUACUAAGCACAGUUCCGUGUCAGCCCUCAAACCUAACCGUAAAUGUGGACUGUGGGACAAACAAUGCCAACUUCUCCUGGGCUGAAAGCAGUGGAGCAAGUUUAUACACAGUCGAGGUGAAAGGAGCGAACGGCCACACGGCAUCCUGCUCCUCCAACACCACCUCCUGCUUGGUGAAACUGCCCUGUGGAAACACAUACCAUGCCACGAUGGUAGCCUCAACAGAGAGCUGUAACACCAACAAAAGCACUGUAAUGUUCUUUGAGUCUGCUCCAUGUUUGCCAGAAGGCAUUGUGGCAAAGUUAGAUUGUGAAUCCCACAUUAUUAACGUGAACUGGACUCACACUAACGGCUCAGAUGACUACACCGCCUGGGCCAUCAGCUCAGAUGGACACAGAGUCUCCUGCAACUCCACAACAAAUUCCUGCUCCAUCCACGAUCUCCUGUGUGGCAAGAUCUAUGAGGUGGCCGUCACCUCCUCCUCAAUCAAAUGCCAAGUUAUUGCUGGCUCUGACUAUAAGAUUCAGUCAUAUCCAUGUGCACCAAUAAAUACAACCGUUGAGCAGAACUGUAGCUCCAACUGCAUGACAGUGAAGUGGCACGACAACAGCACAGCUCAGAACUACACUGUGAAAGCCACCUCUGCCUCAGGUGUGAACUCCACCUGUGAAUCCAGCAACAGCAGCUGCUCCUUCCUGGAUUUAAGCUGCAGUCAGCUCUACUCCUUCACUGUGAUGGGACACAGCAAUGUUUGCAGGAGUGAUGUGAGCACUCCCAUCAUAAGCUACACCGCUCCGUGUCCUCCAACCAAUUUGUCAGCAGAGCUGAACUGUACGACCCGCAAUGCUGUGGUCAGUUGGAGAACUGUGACCACAGCUGUAUUCACAGCCAACAAUGUCCAGGCAACCUCCCCUGAUGGACACAACUCCUCCUGCAGCAGCAUGGGAUCCUCCUGUAACCUUGAUGACCUCGUUUGUGGGCAGAAGUACUCUGUUGUUGUGGAGGCGAUCAACGCUGGUUGCCCUGGUCCUGCCAGUGCUCCUACAUUCCUCACUGCAGAGCCCUGCAUUCCCAUGAAUAUUUCUACUCACUACAACGCGAGUGCUGCCUGGGUGACGUGGAGCGCUGCAGCCGGGGCCAGUUCCUACACAGUUCAGGCUGUGACAGACUCGGUUGCCCCAGUGACCUGUGGCGGCAGUAACAGCAGCUGCCACCUGGGCGGCCUGCAGUGCAGUCGGAUGUACAACGUGACGGUUACAGCACAUAAUCAGGCCUGCAGUAGUCUGCCCUCAGAAACGACACACCUGCUGACAGAACCAUGCCCACCUACAAAUGUUCAAGCCAGUUUGGAAUGUGAAAAACUCAUUGCCACCGUGUCCUGGCAGCAGAGUCACCUUUCUGUGGGAUACGUUGCCUAUGCAGACAACAAAAAUGGACACAGCACCUCCUGUUUUAGUGCAAACACCACUUCCUGCAACCUUUCAGGACUGAUGUGUGGAAAUGUCUACAGCGUUUGGGUCAAGGCUCUGGGAGAGCAGUACAACAGCUCGGACAGUUCUGUUGUUUCUCUUACAACAGCACCUUGUGAGCUUGGCAAUGUCAAGGCCAACAUGAACUGUGUGGCCCACACAGCAACAGCAUCCUGGCAAUCCAGCUCUGGAGCUUCCAACUAUGUAGCCGUGUUAGCAACUUCAUCGGGCCACGUUAAAAGCUGCACCACCAACAGCACCAGCUGCCAGCUGAGCUCCCUGCAGUGCGGAGAGAAAUACAACCUCACUGUGAAGGCUCUUGGAGAUACUUGUAACCAAACUACUCUAAUGGCAGGAUACCUCAUCACUGAGCCUUGUGCACCCGUGAAUCUCUCCGUCCUAUAUAACAUGAGCACUGCUCAGGUAACGUGGGCCGGAGCAAAAGGUGGAAGCUCAUUCUCUGUCGCUGCCGUCAACAACCAAGACCCGACAGUCACCUGCAACUCUACAAACACCCAGUGCUCCCUGGUGGGUCUGAAGUGCAGUCAGAGCUACAACAUCACCGUGAUGGUGGCAGAUCCUACCUGCAACAACACAGUUACCUCAGAGCCCUACCAGCUCAUGACAGAGCUCUGCCCCCCUACAAACGUUCAAGCCAGUUUCAAAUGUGAAACUCUCGCUGCCACAGUGUCCUGGCAGCAGACUGGCUUUGCUCUUGGUUAUGUUGCUUAUGUGGACAAUAAAAGUGGACACCAAAUCUCCUGUGUUAGCUCCAAUGCCACCUCAUGCAGCAUUUCGGGCCUGAUGUGUGGGACUGUCUACAGUGUCUGGGUCAAGGCUCUGGGACUGCAGUACAACAGCUCGGACAGCUCCGCCAUCUCUCUUAUGUCAGGGCCUUGCCAGCCAAAAAUACCUUCCGUUCAGGUUCCCUGUCAAAGCGAUGAGGUCCAGAUCUCCUGGAAUCAAACAGAUGGUGCUGUGAAUUACCUGGUCAGGACUGCAGGGAAUCGUGGGUAUGUGAAGACCCACAACCUGACACAAAGCUUUCUGCAUGCCCCUUUACCGUGUGGACAAGAGUUCAACGUCACCGUUCAAGGACAGGGCAGCGUGUGUGACAGCAUCCCCAGCAGUCCUGCCUUCUUCAAAACAGGCCCAUGCAUCCCCUCAAAUGUGACAACCCAAGUGCAGUGCAAGUUUAAUCAGGGCUCUGUCAGCUGGACGCAAAGCGAUGGUGCUGAAUCCUAUGUUGCCGUGGCAACUGGUCUCGAUGGUCACACCCACCAGUGUCUCACCAAUACCACCUCCUGCACCUGGGACGACCUGCACUGUGGGAAGGAGUACACUGUUGUAGUGAGAGCAAAGGCCGUCAACUGCAGCAGCCUGCCGAGCAACAGCUCCAUCAUUUACACAGACCCCUGUGCACCGCAAAAUAUGGAUGCAACCGUUAACUGUGGAACAAAAGUUGUUGCUUUGAACUGGAACUCUCCCAAUGGGACUUAUUCGUACACAGUAUCAGCCGAGGGGGGAGAUCAAUCAGUUAGUCUCCACACCAACACAACCACAGCUCUCUUCUCUGAGCUCAUAUGUGGACAAAACUACAGUCUGAGAGUCACACCCCAAAACCAACACUGUGCCGGAAACUACAACGCACCUGCCUCUGUGCUGACCUGGCCAUGCAUACCUACAGGAGUUGUUGCAUCACAGGCUUGCCAAUCCAACUCUGUCAAUGUAACAUGGCAGCCAAGCAAUGGCUCAGAGCAUUACUCCGCCACUGUGAAAACAGAGACCGGCGUUUCAGAAGUGUGCACAACCGAAAACAGCUCAUGCAGUGUUCCUGCAGUGACGUGUGGACAAAACUACUCUGUGUCCGUCACAGCUUCCAACAAACAGUGUAAUGUCACUUCCAGUCAAACCACAAAUGUGAAGUCAGUGCCUUGUAGUCCCACGAAUGUCUCUGUGUUUCUGGAUUGCCCCAACAACUCUGCCGUGGUGUCCUGGUCUGCCAGUCGUGGUGCUGUGCAGUACUCAGUGACCGCGAUCAGCAGUCACCUUAAUGACAGCUGUCAGACAUCUGGUCUCACCUGUCGCCUCAGCCUUGCAUGUGGCAGCCUCUACACGGUUCAGGUGGUUGCUAUGGAUGAUAACUGCUCUAGUAUUCCCAGCAGUCCUGUGGCGUUCAGCUCAGGCCCCUGCCCACCUGGGAAUGUGAGUGCCCAGAUGACAUGUCUGUCAAACAACAUGACCGUUUCCUGGGAUGCCAUCAGAGAUGCUGACCACUUUUUGGUUUCAUUAACUUCUUUGAAUGGAACCAUUAAAUUGUGCAACACCACAACUACUGCAUGCUCCAUCAGCAAUGUUACAUGUGGAGAAACAUUUACCAUCCAAGUCACCUCUGUGAGAGGCAAUUGCCUCAGUCAGCCCCAUCAAACUUCAAGCAUCCAGACAGCUCCCUGCCAACCCAAAGGAGUAAAUGGUUACCUUGACUGUGUAUCAAACUCUGCCUGGAUUUCGUGGGAUUCUGCUCUUGGAGCGAGCAACUACACAGUGUCAGCUGUGGGUUCAGGGAUCUCUACAACCAACUGCACUUCUAUCACAGACACUAGAUGUGAGGUGAAGGACCUGGCCUGUGGUGUAUCUUUCAGCUUCACAGUCACAGCUGCAAACAGCUGGUGUGACAGUCAACCAAGUGCUUCUUAUAGCUUGGAAACAGCCCCCUGUUUGCUCUCUGCAAUCACCGCUUUCGCUCAUUGCCACAACUCCUCCAUCCUGGUGGUGUGGGAUCUGAAGGGAAGUGGGGGAACCUCCGCAUAUAUCGCCACAGCGGAAGCGAGUGACCACACUUUUCUGACCUGCAACAGCACUAGCAACAGCUGCUACCUGUCUGGGGCAAAGUGUGACCUUCAGUACACCAUCAUAGUCGCAGCAUCUUCAAACCGCUGCAGCAGUCUGAGAAGUCCUCCAUACAAAAUUAGCAUGGAGCCCUGUCCUCCCAAAAAUGUAACGGUAGAUGCUUCCUGUGAAACUCACAGUGCUGUGAUAUCCUGGACUUAUUCUCCUGUUGCUGAAUUUUACCAAGUGGUAGCGACGGCUGUGGAUGGUCACAAGCAUAUUUACAACACCUCCUCCACCAGCUUCAGCCUCACGGAGCUCCACUGUGAUGAGCAGUACACAGUUUCUGUGACUGCAAGUCAAGAGAACUGCUCCAGUAAGGCCAGUCAAAAUGUAACCCUGAGCACAGGUCCUUGCCAGCCAAAUAACGUCUCAGUUUCCUACAACUGUAGCAGUCGCUCUGCAUUGCUAACAUGGAUUCCCAGUAAAAAUUCAGAAAACUAUUUUGGCACCGUACAAGCUGGAAGUGGAGACAACAUUUAUUGUCACAACACAAACCCAACCUGUACCAUUGAUAAUCUUAAAUGUGGCGUGUCAUACAAUUUCUCUGUCCAAGCCUCUGAUGGGACAUGCAACAGCUCCCUCAGUGACCUGGUGCAGUUUGGAGGAGCUCCUUGUCCCCCCGAUGGCCUCAAGGUGCGGGUGCUGCCAAUGGAGAUGGAAGUGCAAUUGUUGCACUUCAGCUGGACGCAUGUCACCUGUGGAGACAUUGAGUACCUGUUGACUUUGACGGGAAGUCUGCAAGGAGAUGACAGGUCAAACCUGUUUCAACUCUCAUCCUACUGGUCGAGUACAAAUCUCUUUGAGAUUCCUCUCCCCUGCAGUUCAUCCUACACUGCCAUGCUGCAAAGUAGGAACUCUGCAGGAACAAGUGGCAUGUCUGCACCCCUCAAUGGAACAACAGCUCCCUGUCCACCGACAGGAAUAGUGUUCAGCGGUAACAGCUCAUUUGCCAAGGUGUCAUGGAAUAGGACCGUGUUUGCCACCACCUACACUCUUUAUGACAACAGUGUAAAGCCAAGGGUCCAGCUUUGCAACACUACCACGCUAUCCUGCUCUUUGUUCAAUCUAAUUUCCAAUAAUCUGGUGAUCACUGCGAGCAACGCAGCAGGAGAAAGCCAAGCAGCAAGCGUCCCCAAUGUGGUACUGCAACGCAGGAGGAGAGACCUCGGGGCGCAAUUGUCCACAGAUGGAAGAGCCUCAGCUCCUCUGCUGGAGGUAACACAGGUCACGCCAACAGCCAUUUGGCUCCAGUGGUCUUCAGUGGAGAAUGCUUCACAUUACAGCCUGCUGAUCACCAAACAAGGCAGCUCCGACAGUCAGACGCUGACCGUAUACGGAGAGAGCAUAAGUGUCACCAGCCUGAGCCCCAACAUCACCUACUGCUUCUCUGUGACAGCUGCAAAUGGACCACAGUCAGAGCCUGUCUGCACACAAACAAAUCAGGCCUUGCAGUAAAUAAAAGGCUUCUGUUAACAAAACUGAAAUAUUCUAAUUAAAUGUAAUAUUAGCUUAUCUUUAUAGUAUGUCAAGAUCUCAAAAGUUUAAAUAACUUGUGCUUUUUCUGCAAAUCUUUAGAGGUUUGAUUUUGUGAUUUAAGGCUACAUUUGAUUCAACCUUUACACUGCAAGCCUUUGAUUUCAGCUUAAAGAGCCACUCUAAUGUGUUCUUGGUGUUUUUAACAUGUUCUUGUGGCAUUCUUCUGAUGAUGGAGGACCUAUAUAAAGAAAAUUAUUCCUAAAAUUGUAUUUCUGAGUCAUUCCUUCAUUCUAAUCAUUAUGAUUUAGGAGCAGACGUAAAAAUGAUCUAAGAAAAAAAAAAGCACAUUUGUCUCAUUACUGGGGAGAGGAAGGGGGCGGGGUUUCUAUGCGCCAACGGUCCCACCCACAAUUUAGACAGGAAUUUCUAAUGAACCAGUUUUUUUUUCCAACUGCAUAAUCAUAGGACCACUGGGAAUGGCUUUUAAACAGAUGUAAAGAUGAUCUGAGUAGGUCUCUAAGUUCUAAUGCUUUUAAUAAAAUAUUUUAUCACCAUUUUCUGGAUAAGUUCACUAGAUUUGUUUCCGACUUCUCUUAACAGUAAAUUAGCCCAUAACAUUAACAUUAGACUAGGAAGUGAAUAAAUAUGAUCAUAUUUACUGUAAUUAUCUUUAAUAUGAAGUGUUUUUAUUUUACAUUCUAAUAAAGCUGUCAUGCAUUAAAUUUAUGUUUGUUGAACAAAAACUACAUUUCCAUUCAAAGUUGCAACACAAGUGUCACUUAUAAAAGUGUUUAUUAGAAAACAAAAAUGCAACAGAGCAACUCAUUCACAACACAAGCAGGGAUGACUGUGUGGUAAAAACGACUUUCCAGACUUCCCAUCAGAAGACCAAAACAUUCUGACUGUCUGCACACCAUUUUGGGCCCAAUCUUGAAAUCAUAAUUUGUGUACUGCGCUCUGAAAUAUUUUAAAUCUUUAAAAAUCUUGGUAUUGCUUUUAUGGAGCCAAAAAAAAACAACAGGUUUUUCUAUACAAGUUAUGCAAAAUGUAUAUGCUUACGUUGUAGGGUCAAAACGUUGAGUUUAACUCUGCUAAAUGUGUGCAGACCACCUCAAAAUGUUAUUUACAAGCUCAGGUCUUCUCUGCUCAAAAACAACCAUAGAAAAUUAAAAACCUUUUUAGUCGCUUUACAGAUUUCGAGUGAGGACCAACACUGCUCUGGAGGAGCAAACAGCAGAAAAAAA
This is a messenger RNA of Oryzias latipes (Japanese medaka), 11517 nucleotides long. RefSeq lists its product as uncharacterized. NCBI's taxonomy places the organism in Eukaryota, Metazoa, Chordata, Actinopteri, Beloniformes, Adrianichthyidae. Gene Ontology annotation, molecular function: protein binding. The record is from RefSeq and is a predicted model, not a curated record.